AUGGAAGAGGAAGGAAUGCUGUGCAACUGCUUUGGAGUGUAGAACCUUAGCAGUUCCAGGGAGGAGAGGAUUGAAGGUGAUGUGAAGGCGUUUUGGACACAGUUGGGAGGUAGAAGAGUGGACGUCAUCUUCGAGCAGGUGCAAAACGUGCUGCUGUUGCUAAAGCAAAAGAUCAAGAAUGGAACUGCCACAAACGAAGAAUGCUGGCAGGCUUGGGCACUGGUGAAUGAAGCUAAUCUAGCUGAUCUCUUAACCAACGGAAGCAACAUGUUGGAUGGAGAUGGCAUACAGGAAACCACACCCAAAUCACAGUGUCUUCUUACAGGUGACAACGCUGCAAACUCUGUAGAAGGUUCCCACAGCAAAAAGGAGGAGAUGGAAAAAACAAGCUCAAGGAGUAAAGAAGCAUCUAGUGAAAUUCAGGAUUUACCUUUAAACCUGGGGUUUCAGAACCACAAGUGCUCUAGUGCAUGUCUUGCCAACAGAGCAAUGGGCUCCUACAAGGGUGAAAAUCCUCUUAAGAUACCAAUCCUGUUUCACUUCCAAAGACGCCAUGCAAAAGCAGACUGCCUUUCGAAAUCACUGGAUGUGAAUUACAAAGCUCCUUGCGGCCGAAGCCUGAGAAGCUUUCAGGACGUGCAAAAUUAUUUGUUUGAAACGGAGUGCAAUUUCUUAUUUGUUGAUCACUUCUCCUUCAACACAUACGUACUGUUGGGCAGGAGCGCCGUAAAUCCCAAACCCCUUGUGUUUGAGUUUGAUAUUAGCAAUGGAGCCGAGUCUGUGCCUGUUUCCUUCUGUAAUGAUCUUGACCGCGCAAGACUGCCUUAUUUCAAGUACCGGAGGGCAUCGUGGCCGCGUGGAUAUUAUCUCAGGAAUUUCUCUAGCAUAUUUGUUGAUUCAUGUGACUGCACAGAUGGCUGCAUUGAUAGGUCAAAAUGUGCAUGCUUACAGCUAACUGCAAAAGGCCGUAGUAAAAUUUCUCUGUCUCCAAGUAGUAAAACAUCCCGUGGAUACAGUUACAAAAGACUGGAGGGUCCUGUUCCUAGUGGAAUUUAUGAGUGUAGUGUGUUGUGCAGGUGUGACAAGAUGAUGUGUCAGAACAGAGUUGUACAGCAUGGUAUUCAAGUCAGGUUGCAGGUGUUCAACACGGAGAAGAAAGGUUGGGGCGUCCGCUGCCUAGAUGAUAUCGACAAGGGGACAUUUGUUUGUACUUACUCAGGCAGAUUAAUGAGCAGAGCUGAAGUUCAGUUAUUGGGAGAUGCUGGUCAAGGGCUGAAAGAGAAGAGUGCUGCUAAUGACAGAAGCCAUGGCUUUUUUUCCAAAAAAAGAAAACUUGACGCUGAUGUUUCAGACGACUCUGUGACUGAACUCGUGCAGACUGGCAAAAAUGGUGUUCUUGGGAAGCAGGAAUCUUUGUCUCAGACUGUGGAUAAUGAAAAUAAAUCAACCCUGGUUCAUCCAAGGAAUUUAAGUAUCGCAACUGUGAGAAGGCCUGGAAGUAGAACAGUUGUUUUUCAUAAGCACCAGCUAAAAAUGGUAAUAACUGAAUUGGUGCACAGUGCCAGCUCAGAUGAAGAGAAUUCUCAGAGUCAUCAGUCAAACAAACCAAAACUAACCAGUGCAACAAAGAAAGGAAAAGAAAAAUCCACUCGGCGGCAGAAGGAAGAACAUCUGAUGGAAAUGGGACAGACUGAGUCUGCUGACAUGGACAGUGCAGAAUGCAAAAGAAAGAGUCUGUCUCUGCAGAGUGUUGAUGGUGGCAAGUCAGGUGCACUGGAUGGCACAUGUGGUGUGAGGCCAUCCAAAAAUGUGCCACUAAAAGCUGACUGCAAACAGGAAAAUCACAGGCAGUCAAAACAGGACACAUUUUGUGAGGAAGCUGAUGGUGUCAAGACGCUUCUGAAGAAUGCUAAUGAAGAACAUGUUUAUAUACUGGAUGCCACAAAAGAAGGAAAUGUGGGUCGUUUUCUUAAUCACAGUUGCUGCCCAAAUCUCUUUGCACAGAGUGUGUUUGUAGAAACUCACAACAGAAGUUUCCCGUGGGUGGCGUUCUUCACAAACAGGCAUGUGAAAGCUGGAACCGAACUCACAUGGGAUUAUGGUUAUGAAGCUGGAAGCAUGCCAGACACAGAGAUUGCCUGUCAGUGUGGAGUUCAGAAGUGCAGGAAAAAAACCUUAUAG
This is a messenger RNA of Eurypyga helias (sunbittern), 2181 nucleotides long. It is a transcript of the gene SETDB2, whose product is annotated as SET domain, bifurcated 2. Lineage: Eukaryota; Metazoa; Chordata; Aves; Eurypygiformes; Eurypygidae. The transcript has 14 exons. Gene Ontology annotation, molecular function: DNA binding; histone H3K9 methyltransferase activity; protein binding. Gene Ontology annotation, biological process: negative regulation of gene expression; heterochromatin organization. The record is from RefSeq and is a predicted model, not a curated record. Gene Ontology annotation, cellular component: nucleus.